GGGGGUGGGGGACGGGUGGAGUAUGAUUGACGCGUUGCUUGGGUUCGCUCCGCCCCUUUCCGCUCCCGUCUGCCUUUGAGUUGGGGGCUGAAAGUUCAUAGAGGGCAGAGGACGCCGCCGUAUAUCAAGGCGGACCCUUAGUCCAUUCAAACUAGUUCUGUCGACAUUGACUGGCAACGGUGCCCUCCAAGCAUGUGCUCCUCCUCCAAGUUACGGCCGCCACUUACUUAAUCACAGUUAUACGCAGCCAUUUUUCCUCUUGCAAAGAAUUCCAGGCAGCUUACAUGGGCCUCCUCUCCAUUCUAACCUCACAUCAGCCUUGUGGAGUAGGCUCAGGGCCUGACCUGGUGAGGGUGAUGAGUCACGGUGAGCACUCUGACCACUGGGCCACACUCGCCAUCUUACCAUGGCAGCUUGGAUGUGAAGAGGGGGUUUGCUUCUCCCCUCACUCCUCUUUGUGUUUUCCCUUAGUUCUUGGUGUCACUGUGGAGAUGAUUUGAAGCAUUUCUUAGUUGUGCUCUCCGAUCCUUUAUGUAAUAUAGUUUAUCUUAUGAAAUAUGGGUUGUUAGUGGCUUUAUAAAAUAAAUAUAUAUUUUAUUCCACCUUUCUCCCAGAAACAAAGGGUGGAGUUUAUAGUUUUGCUCUCACUUAUCUUUCAUCCUCUGAACAACCCUGUGAGGUAGACUAGGUGGAGAAUUAGCGGCUAGCCCAAAGCCGUUCAGUGAGCUUUAUGGCUGAGCUGGAUUUUGACCCUGUGACUCCAUUGUCCUUGAUAGAUACUAACCACUGCACCAAACUGGUUCAUUAUAUGCAAGAAUGCUUGGUUUCAAGGGUGGGGUUUCUUAAUUGGAUUCUCAGAUCUGUUUUAUAUUACAUGCUUAUGCUGUUUCUGCUACUUGUACAGUUUUUACUAAUACAAGUUAGGGGCUGUGUAGCACACAGAAAGAGUUCUCUGUUUAGGAUAUUAUACUCCAGGAUCAUACAAAGAGCCCUGCUGGAUCUGAUCAAGGCACCAUUUAGGUACAGUAUCCUCACUCUAGCAGUGGCCAAUCAAGUAGCUCAUGAAAUCCAUCAGCUGUGAUCCAGAACAGGGCUAGGAAACUUCAGAUAGGUUGGGGUGCUGCAUUGCCUCCUUCAGAAGCUGCUGCUCAUUGCUGGUGCCAGUAAUCUCACAUCCUCUUCCUCUGCAGAAUCCGGCAUUCCCUCGCCUUCCAAAUAAUGGUGGGGAGCAUGAUUCUGUUGGGAAUCUGGAAGUGAGGUGGUAAUAGGAAACCUAGUGGGCGUCUCAAAACCCUAUGGAAGGCUGCUCUUUGGAGUUUAUUGCACUCACUUAGGGAUCGUUUCUCAGAAUCAAGGAGUUAGAAGUAAACUUUCAGAUAAGUGAGGCCCCCACUGUGCUGCUUUUGGACUCGGAAGGGGAAAAUGGAGCUGUCAGGAAUGAAAAAGAAGAGUUUGCUAGGCAUCAAAGAAAAUAAUAAAAAGUCCAGCACUAGGGCUCCCUCUCCUACCAAGCGCAAGGAUCGGACUGAAGAAAAAUCCAAGGAUCGAUCCAAGGACAAGCCCACCACAAAGGAGUCGAGCGAAAAGGACCGUGGGCGUGAUAAAACUCGCAAAAGGCGCAGUGCCUCCAGUGGCAGCAGUAGCACUAGGUCUCGGUCCAGCUCCACAUCCAGCUCUGGUUCAAGCUCCAGCACAGGCUCCAGCAGUGGCUCCAGUUCCUCCUCCGCAUCAAGUCGUUCUGGAAGCUCUAGCACUUCUCGCAGCUCCAGCUCCAGCAGCUCCUCAGGUUCUCCAAGCCCUUCCCGACGCAGGCAUGACAACAGGAGGCGUUCCCGUUCAAAGUCUAAGCCACCCAAGCGAGAAGAAAAGGAACGGAAGAGGAGGAGUCCAUCCCCCAAGCCCACCAAAGUGCAUGUUGGGAGAUUAACCAGAAAUGUGACCAAGGAUCACAUCAUGGAAAUAUUUUCCACAUACGGAAAGAUCAAAAUGAUUGAUAUGCCAGUCGACAGGCUCAACCCACACCUCUCCAAAGGUUAUGCAUAUGUAGAAUUUGAGAAUCCAGAUGAUGCUGAGAAGGCCCUAAAGCACAUGGACGGAGGGCAGAUCGAUGGUCAGGAGAUCACGGCCACCGCUGUCUUGGCUCCCCGGCCUAGGCUGCUUCCCAGGCGCUUUACCCCUCCUAGGAGGAUGCUGCCACCUCCACCCAUGUGGCGCCGUUCACCACCUCGCAUGAGGAGAAGGUCCAGGUCUCCCAGGCGCAGAUCCCCAGUUCGCAGGCGAUCGAGAUCAAGAUCACCGGGCCGGAGACGACACCGUAGCCGCUCCAGUUCCAAUUCUUCCCGAUAAAAUGCAGGACUUGGCAGCUUCUUGGAUUUUUUUUUAACUUAAAGUGCAUCCAGUCAAAAAUUGUACCUUUUUUUAAAAAAAUAAAGGAAUGUGAAUAGAGCAAAGGAUAAGCCGAAAACUAGCUAAGCAUCUUGGCCCCAAUGGGGUGGGGGGUGAACUUCUUUGCAUUGGAUUUAAGUGCUUUUUAAUUGUAUCUUUGUUUUUGAGGUUCCUGAUGAGAUUAUACUUUAGAAAUUAGCACUGGCAUCAUGAGUCCUGUGAGCUCUGUUACUGUCAGGAUACACCAAAAAUAGAGAAUGUUCCUUCAUUUUCUACACUUCCCCAGCAAAUUUAGCUACAAGGUAUUUGUUUCAUUCCCCCCCCCCCCCGCUUUCCUUGCAUAUGGAGAUGUUGGGUAUUACAUCCUUUGGUAUUUCAUUCUUCUGCCAGGACACACAAAAUGUUAGGCAUCCCAUAUUGCCUGAGAUUGUUCUCUGAAACAAACCCAAGAACUUGGAAAGAACCCUAGUGCUCUUGUGACUCCUUCCUUUGCCAACAUGGCUUUGUACAUGGUUCACUCAGUCUUUUCGUCCUGGGACUGAUAUAAAUGUGUUUGCUUUAUAGAAGAUGGGAAACACAUUGGCAGAGAUUUCCCUCACACUGUCUAGGGUUAAUUUUGAGACCAAUUCAGGUAACCAAGGUUCAGUUUGCAAAAGGCAAGCAUUUUGAGGCCUACUGUACAGUUGUUACUAUAAAGUUUGAUUUUUGUAUGACUUUGUAGCAUCUUGUAGUCAUGUUGUGUUUGUACUUGUGUAGAGUAACAAGACCGAAUAAACCAAUAUGGUCACAAGUAAAUGCGCAUUGAGGCUUUGUCACUGAAAAGUUUGAUGACUGUUUAAAAUUUUACCAGUUAUGUCUGAACAGUUGGUUGAGUUGCUGAACAGAGCCAAGGGUAUAGCAUUUGCUGUUCAGAUAAUUAAUACAUUCCUACAUGUUAAGAGCUUGUUCUGUCUUCAUCAGGGAUGCUUUGGUAUCUGUUUGUAUAUAUCUGAAAUGGAGUAAGGAACUGCUGUAGCCAUGUCGCUAGAAAGGAUUGUUUCACUGUUUGGGCAAUAAAUUCUUGAACUGUAAACGUGACAUUAA
Varanus komodoensis (Komodo dragon) is the source of this 3468-nucleotide messenger RNA. RefSeq names its product RNA binding protein with serine rich domain 1 (gene RNPS1). The transcript has 8 exons. Gene Ontology annotation, molecular function: RNA binding. Gene Ontology annotation, cellular component: ASAP complex; nucleoplasm; cytoplasm. Gene Ontology annotation, biological process: mRNA splicing, via spliceosome. The record is from RefSeq and is a predicted model, not a curated record. Bases 1423 to 2346 code for a protein of 307 amino acids. NCBI's taxonomy places the organism in Eukaryota, Metazoa, Chordata, Lepidosauria, Squamata, Varanidae.